AAAUGGCGCAGGUCUACACUCUCCUAGAACCUUUUCCGUUCACCAUACUGGACGUGUCUACCCUACUGGUCUUUUUGGUGACCUUUGGUUUAGCUGUGAGAUUUCUGAGAGGGAAGAGGCCCGAAAACCUGCCUCCUUUGGUGCCCGGAGGGUGGCCCCUUGUACACCAUCUGCCAACUCUGUUUAAGAAAGAUUUCCGUCUCCAAGUUGACCAGUGGGCCAGAGAGUUCGGUGAAAUUUACCGCGUAAACAUUUUUGGUAAAGAAAUCUACGUAGUUAGUGGAUACACGGCUCUCAAGGAGACGAUGGAAAAAGAUGAGAUUUCUACACGGACUGAUCCAAAAUUGGGCGCUACCUUAGGUGGUCACGAUAUCCUGAUGGCUCCUUACGGGGAAGUCUUCAAGGAACGGCGGAGGUUUGCAGCCAGUGUCUUCAGACGACUGGGAGUGAAGAUGGGCCGAGGAAGCAUACAGGAUCAAAUUCAGGAGGAAGCAACUUCUAUCUGUGGCAAGAUCUGCGGAUACAACAAAAAGCCGUUUGACAUCUCAUCCGACCUGACAACAGCAACAGGCAACGUCAUCUGCGCUUUGGUCUUCGGAAAAAGGUUUGACUACGGAGAUACGAGAUUCCAACAUCUGCUGACGACUAUGGAGAACCUUGGAGCUGAGGUAGCCAGAUGGGAGUUUCCGUUUAUCACCUACAUUCCAGGACUUCAAGAUCCAAUCGCGGGAACACGCUUCUAUUCUAAGAAGCUACAGCAGUUCAUUCGAGAAGAAGUAGAUCAACACCGUCUGAAGCUGGACCCGGAGAAUCCACGAGACUUCAUAGACUACUGUCUGCUCCAACUGGCCCAGCAGGACGGGGAGGGCACCUGGCUGAAGGAAGAAAACGUGGUGUACAUUAUUCAGAGCCUCUUCAUGGCAGGAACGGACACCACGGCCGCAACACUGACGUGGGCCCUGCUAUACAUGGUCCUGUAUCCAGAUGCACAGCAAAAGGUCCAGGCUGAACUGGACAGUGUGCUCGGCGCCACCAAGCCGAGUCUGGCACACAGAGACCAGCUUCCUUACACCACCGCUACCAUCAUGGAGGUCGAACGGAUCCGCCAUAUUGGACCCAUACUGUUUGGUCGCCUGGCUACAGGAACAACCCGUCUCCGUGGUUAUGACAUUGCGGAGGAAACUUUUCUGCUUCUAAACCUGAGGUCGGUUCACAUGGACCCUGCUGCCUGGCCCAACCCGGAUGUGUUCGACCCCAGUCGGUUCCUGGAUGCGGACGGCAAGGUUGUGAACAACCCAGACUCAUUCUUACCCUUCGCUGCAGGACGUAGGAACUGCUUAGGUGAGCAGCUGGCAAAAAUGGAACUCUUCCUCCUGUUCUCUACAAUUCUGCAGCACUUUGCACUGAAGCUGCCAGUGGGCGCCCCUACACCUUCCACCACAGGGAUCUUUAAAUCACUCAGCAUGGGGCCUGCACCUUUCAAAUUGUGCGCUGUAUCUCGCUAGUACUUAAUAUGUUAGGAUGAAUAUCAGAGAGUGGAGACAAUUAUGAUUUGGAGAAGGUUUUGUUUGUGUUAGGUAUUACAGUAUUGAAGGAAGACUGUAUCCAGCCAAAGACUUUAAAAUACGUUUACUAGUUACCGUUAGACUGUUUGGACUGUCCAUCACAGCUAGAAGCUCAAACAAUGAAACCAAUGCAAUUAGUGGUUCAACCAAUGGGUUAGUGACUUCAUUUUACGUUUAGGCGGAAGUGGGAGGUAUGAUGGGAUCUUUCAAUGAUUGUAAUUGCUUAAUUUUAUAUUU
Branchiostoma floridae (Florida lancelet) is the source of this 1802-nucleotide messenger RNA. Its product is annotated as cytochrome P450 2J6-like. Lineage: Eukaryota; Metazoa; Chordata; Leptocardii; Amphioxiformes; Branchiostomatidae. The transcript has 7 exons. The record is from RefSeq and is a predicted model, not a curated record. Gene Ontology annotation, cellular component: intracellular membrane-bounded organelle; cytoplasm. Bases 3 to 1505 code for a protein of 500 amino acids. Gene Ontology annotation, biological process: xenobiotic metabolic process. Gene Ontology annotation, molecular function: iron ion binding; oxidoreductase activity, acting on paired donors, with incorporation or reduction of molecular oxygen, reduced flavin or flavoprotein as one donor, and incorporation of one atom of oxygen; heme binding.